Protopolystoma xenopodis is the source of this 372-nucleotide messenger RNA. NCBI's taxonomy places the organism in Eukaryota, Metazoa, Platyhelminthes, Monogenea, Polystomatidea, Polystomatidae. The record is from the annotation of a GenBank genome assembly.
AUGGCGAUACGCAAUGACGAUUCCGACUACGAUGCCGGUGAAACGUCUAGGAAUGUACCACGUCCACGGUCCUACUCUGGAAAUUAUCAUGCAUACAAUGUACUCCGGACUAGAUUUUUGGCGUAUAUCUGUCAACUUUCCUACGCCUGUGAGCACGCCUCCUCAGUAGAUUACUGCCAUUUGCGUUGCGGGGGUUGUCUGCUCUGCAACCAACACAAAAGAGCCAACAGCUUUAAGCCGGAGUCUUCUAGCUUUGAUCGCCAACAUCUUGCUGCUCAUUCUGCAGCUACUAAGUUGACUGGACCAGUUCUUUCUGAAUCGAAGGAGACCCCAUUAGCCAACGGACCAUCCCAGGCGCUGGAGCCUGUUCGG